Physcomitrium patens is the source of this 1960-nucleotide messenger RNA. RefSeq names its product bidirectional sugar transporter SWEET6b. The record is from RefSeq and is a predicted model, not a curated record. Gene Ontology annotation, cellular component: membrane. Gene Ontology annotation, biological process: carbohydrate transport. NCBI's taxonomy places the organism in Eukaryota, Viridiplantae, Streptophyta, Bryopsida, Funariales, Funariaceae. Gene Ontology annotation, molecular function: sugar transmembrane transporter activity.
AUGGGGGCGAACAAUUCACUGGUGCUUAGUGAGAGGAGAGAGUCAAGGAAGAGGACAUGUGGUUAUCCACAAGGUGCGAUGUAUCAGCCGCACCGCUUGUGGGGUCGGCCAUUCGCGAGAAAGAGAGUGAUCACUAGCCUCGGUGUUGCACCGGGUCAUGUCCAUCAUCAAGUUGAUAUCUACAACGUCAAGUUUGUGUCAGCCAUGCACGCCGGAGCCUUGUCGAGUUGCCAGAAAGCAGAAAAGUAUGACCUAGUCCUGCGAUACUUCUCUCGCACUUUUCGCAUACUUGCAAUCUUUGUUGAGGUUUUCGAAUCUUCUAGAUCCUGGAAAAUGAAUCAGAAAUAUGCUACUGUAACCAUCAUGCUACGAAUUCAUGUGUUUCAUCUGUGGGACGCCACACUGUCUGAUGAAGCUUCAAACAGACAUCGUCGUUUAAUAUCCUUCACGAUCCGAUGCACUGAAAGAGCUCUACCUUGCAAGUUAUUAGCGAGACGGAUACGGUGCAACAAAAUGACCUCUCUCGUAAAAAUUGUGUUCGGAGUCCUGGGUAACAUAACUGCCUCAUUUUUAUUCUUGUCACCAGUGCCAACAUUCUGGAGGAUUGUGAAGAGCCGGAAAGUAGAUGAUUUUUCAGGGAUGCCGUAUUUAACAGCGGCGCUCAACACCUGUUUGUGGACUCUCUACGGCCUCCCUUUCGUCAGUUUUCAAGUGCUGGUGGUCACUGUAAAUGCCGCUGGCGCUGGCCUUGAGAUUUCCUACAUCAUCAUCUAUCUGAUGUACUCCGAGGGGAAAGCUAGAAUGAGGGUGGUGAAAUUUUUCGCAGUUAUGGUUUGUGGCUUCAUCCUCAUGACAGGGCUGGUCCUAGGCCUGGUCGAUAGUGUCGACACUAGGAAAACUAUUCUGGGGGUUAUGGGAGCUUUUCUGGGAUCGCUCAUGUAUGCAGCUCCUCUCACAGUCAUGCGGAUGGUGAUCCAGACGAAAAGCGUGGAGUUCAUGCCUUUUCUGCUGUCUCUCUUCGUCUUCUUGAACAGUACCACUUGGACAAUCUACGCAGGUGUUCCUGAGACCGAUCUUUACAUCCUCAUUCCGAAUGGACUUGGACUGCUACUGGGGACAACACAGCUCGUCCUGUACGCGAUGUACCGCGGAUCAACUCCACGGAAGCCAUCCCUUCCAACUUUCAGUUACAAACUGGCAGUGGAGACCCCACCCAAGUUUGCUCCUGCUCCAGAUAGCAAGGCAAAUCGGCCCUUAGGUCCUGGUAAUCAGAAAGCGCCUGAAAAUGUGUAAAAACUAUCAAUGCAAGUUUCAUGUACUUGUUCCUCUGUAAAUAGAUCACUCUUGUAAUCACCUUCCAGCGUAAACAGUGUUAAUAUUUAGAACUUCAGCAAAAUACCGAACAGCAACACUUCCCGCAAAUAUUGACUGCUCAUUCCGACUCAUUCUAACAUCAUCUAAUCAACUUCCGUUACAAGCAAUGAGAAAUAUCUGGCUUGAAAACUCCCAGAUCGAUAACAUGGAUACUUCGGCGCGGUAUGGGUAUCCCUCGAUAACUGGCAAGCACGACAGUGCAGACCGUCAGUAGUUAAUCCACAGCAUCACCGAACUGAACGAUUUCGACCCACUCCAAUUUAGAUCGAACCUGGUAUCCACAGAACAAAGUGCCGGCUGUCCCGUGUUCUAGAUUCUGCGGAUCCACCGCGUUGCGAAAGCGUCGGCUGGGUACCCAGUUUCCGAGAAGGGCGAGGAUGUGUUCAAAGGCAGAUCAUGUGCCGCAGAGCAGCAGCAAUCAGACAGUCUUGUGACCAAUUCCGGAUCUUUGCCAGCUGAUAGUGUUUCGAUCCAUACUGCGAGGUCUCGAUCGGAUCUCUGCGGAGCUUCUCCAUCCACAGGGACAGUCGCAAGUGUGCCAGAUCUCUGCCGUCGACAUAGAUUCCGUUUGCUUCCAGGGUUGCAU